Coregonus clupeaformis (lake whitefish) is the source of this 5439-nucleotide messenger RNA. Its product is annotated as capping protein, Arp2/3 and myosin-I linker protein 3-like. Bases 22 to 4674 code for a protein of 1550 amino acids. The transcript has 39 exons. The record is from RefSeq and is a predicted model, not a curated record. Gene Ontology annotation, molecular function: protein binding. Gene Ontology annotation, biological process: cell migration; regulation of Arp2/3 complex-mediated actin nucleation. Gene Ontology annotation, cellular component: lamellipodium; plasma membrane. NCBI's taxonomy places the organism in Eukaryota, Metazoa, Chordata, Actinopteri, Salmoniformes, Salmonidae.
UAGCAGCAGUCAGAUGGUGGGAUGCUUCGGAGAGAAGCGAUCCGUUCGGUCCAUUAUCGCGAAAGAAAAAGGGGAGGUGAUAGUGGAAGAAGAGACAUGGCAUCUAAAGACAUAACUGCCUCUUGUUUCGUCAGUGUGAGCAGGGAUAUUACAGAGAGUAUCAGGAAGAUUGUUGACAAGUCCUCUAUCAAGUUUAUACGCGGCAUUAAGCUUGACACCAAAAAUGGCAAGUCAGAGGACCGGAUACUGGUCCUCACAACAUGGAGACUCUAUUUCCUGACAGCCAAGGUUCCAACAAAGAUAGAGGUGACGUUUAACUUCUUGGAGAUCCGAGCCAUGAACAGUCACCCAGAGUUUCAGGUCGUCAUAGACUUGGACAAGUCCACUUAUUCUCUGCGGCUUCAGUCACGUGACCACCUCAGUCAUGUGGUCAGCCACGUUAACUUUGCCCUGUCCAGAAUAUUCAACAACUCUGUUUUCUCUCCCUCCAUCUGUCAUUCAGACAGUGACCUUUCUGAGGGAAGCAGGAAGUACUCCCCCAGCUCAGAGACGUCUGUGGAAACCCAGAGGGCCUGUGGAGGGUUUUCCGAGACCUACGCUGCCCUGUGUGACUACAAUGGAAUCAGCUGCAAGGAGGAAGUGCAGUGGGAUGUGGACACUAUCUAUCACUCUCAAGACAACAGGGAGUUUAAUCUAGUGGACUUCAGCCACCUGGAGAGCAGGGACUUGGCAGUGAUUGUGGCCUCAAUGGCAUACAACACCUGGUUCACCAAACUAUACUGUAAGGACCUACGCAUAGGGUCAGAGGUCAGUGAGCAGGUUCUGCACACACUCAGUAAGUCCUCCAGUCUGGCAGAGCUCACACUGGAGAAUGCUGGUCUCAAAUCUGACUUUGCGCAGAAGCUGUCAGUUGCGCUCUCAGAGAAUCCUGCUUCUGUCAUCCACUCUCUGAACUUGGCCCACAACACGCUGGACAACCAAGGUGUGUCUAACCUCAUCCAGCAGGUGUGUCGUCUCAGCAAAGGACUGCGUCUCCUCAACCUCUCCAAGACCUCCCUCAACUCCAGAGGUGUGGUGUCUCUGUCUCAGGCUCUGUGCUCCAGUGAUGAGUAUUCCAACUCUCUACUGCACCUGGACCUGAGCAAGAACCCUGGAGUCCUGUCUGGGGAGGACGCUUCGAAUCUGUACCUUUUCCUGUCCCAGCCUAAUUGUCUGGUCCAUUUGGACCUGUCUGACACUGACUGUGCUGUUGACUCUCUAUUUGGGGCUCUGCUGAGGGGGUGUUGUGCUGAUCUCUCCUACCUGAAUCUCUCCAAAAAUUCCUUCUCACACAGGAAAGUGAAGGAGACCCUGCCGUUGUUCCGUCAGUUCUUUAGCUCGGCCUUCAGCCUCACCCAUGUCAGCCUGGCCUCUAUGAAGCUGCCCCCUGAUGCCUUGAGGUCUCUUUUCAUAGGUCUGACCACAAACCCUCACAUUAAUGACCUUCACCUGGACAUCAGUGGCUGUGAGCUGAAGUCUGCAGGAGCUGCUGUGAUCCAGGAGCUGUUCCCCAGGGUCUCCUCCAUCGCCACCCUGGACAUCUCAGACAAUGGGCUGGAUGCAGACCUUCUCUCAGUUCUACCAGCUCUCUCCAGACACACCUCCCUAAAGCACCUGUAUCUGGGCAAGAACUUCAACAUCAAGAGCAGGGUGCUGGAGGAAAUCCUACAGAAGCUGGUCCAACUCAUACAGGAGGAGGAGUGUGCCCUCCAGUCCCUCUCCCUGGCUGACUCGCGGCUGCGUUCUCGGGGCACAGUGCUGGUAAACGCUCUGGGCAGCAACACCUGUCUGCGUAAGGUGGACCUGAGUGGGAACAGCCUGGAGGACAUUGGAGCCAAGAUGCUGAGCAAAGCCCUGCAGAUCAACACCACACUCAGGAGUGUGACGUGGGAUCGUAACAACACCUCAGCUACAGGAUUCCUGGAUGUGGCUCGAGCCCUUGAACAUAACUUCACCUUGCAGUACAUGCCCCUCCCCCUCAGUGACAUCAGUCAGGCGUUCCGUAGCGCCGCCGAGAGGACAGAGCAGGCACUGACCAAGAUCCAGCGUGCUCUGCUGAGGAACAACCAGACUCAGCGCUUCUCUCAGAGACAGGCUCUACGGCUGCACCAGGGCCUGGUCACCAGCACUGCUGAACAGGUGAUGGAGCGUCUGUGUGUGCGUGUGCAGCAGCAGGUGUGUGUGCUGCGUGGAGUAGGGGAGAUGGAGGAGAUUCAAGCUGCUAAACAAGUGCUGAAGGAGGCCAGGAACUCUCGCGCGCUGUACCCCUCUCUCUGUGAGCUAGCUCAUGUCCUGUCAGUAGAUGGGCCAGUCAGACAGAAACUGGACUCACUGGCAGGAGAACUGGCCAAGGCAGCUGACAAGGAACUACAGGUGAUAGUUGACUCCAUGGUGUCUCUCUGUCGUGAGCUGUGCCCGCUGUCCUCCUCUGCAGCAGAGAGAUUGAGUCCUCCGCUCUCGUCCGUCUCUGAGCGCGUCUCCAUCCCACGCUCUGCCAUCCGGACGGCCAUGAUGGAGCGAGCAGCUCAGGACAUCCACCGUGUGCUGGAAGAGGUGAAGCUCUCAGUGGUUUCCUAUCUCACCAACUCCAUUGUGGAUCAGAUCUUGCAGGAGCUCUACGCCACUCACAAGACCCUGACGCGUCAGGUGUCCCAGGUGAAGCGCUGGGAGGGGACAUGUGACGGAGGGACAGGCCGGAGGUCACACAGACACAGAGACUCUCUGGACAUCACUGACGAGGAGCUGGGCACCAGCAUAGACACAAUUGCCAUUAAGAAGCACAGCUCUAGAACUAGACGAAUACGACCCGUUUCUACCAGACUGAGCCUGUGUGAUGACUCCAGCUCCUCCCCGCCCGCCUCUGCGUCCUCUUCUUUCUCGGCCCUCUCUCGCUCUGCAUCCUGUGAGGGGCUGUCUGAGCUCCCUACCCAGGGUGCACCGCUACAUCAUGUGACGCGGGUUAGGCCGAGGCCCCCACGGAGGCACCGAGCAGGACACGCCCCCUCUGACACACAUUGCACUGAAAAUGGAACUGUCACCCCUCUUGAUGAUGGACUCCCAGAUUUCUACUCCAAGAGAGUCCUCCCUGAUAGUCAGUUGUCCUCUCUCCAUAAAGCCCACUCUCUCAGGCGAAAGAAAAGACGCAAUAUGCUGGCCAUCUUUGGUUUCCGUAGGAACCGCAACUCAACGCUCUCCAAUCAGGGGCCAGAGUCUGGCAGAGAUGGGUGUGGGGAGGAGUGUCACACUGUUGCCACGGCACCCACAGGGACAGCCACUGAGAAUGUCUACACGCUGCUGCAGCCCCCUCGUUCUGCUGCCAGGGCCUGCUCUCCUGGUGAGGGGGCUGAUGGGAAGGUGGAGGACCAGAGGAGGGAGGAGCCAGUGAGCCUGAGCCUGCAGCCAGUGCAGAGCAUACCACCACAGCCUGGCAUGCCGGGCAGCAGACACCCCUUCUACUCACCCAGCCAGCCAUCAGAGCUAGAGACAGAGCACGAGCAACCUGCCGAAACAGACAGACAUUGGUCAGAGGACAGACAGUGGACAGAGGGGCUUCACACAGACAGAGAGAGGACAUUAAUAAGACCGGCUGACAGACAGGCUGACCGGCACUGGACUGAGGACAAACUGUCAGACAAAACAUGGACAGAGGGAAGAACGGCAGAGAGACAGAUGGACAGAUAUUGGACAGAAGGCAGGAAUGCAGAUAGACACAUGGAAAGACAGUGGACAGUUGACAGACACACACAAAGACAGAUCGACAGACAGUUUGAUCGAGAUAGACAGUGGACGGUGAGCAAACAACAGACAGACAGACAGUGGGCAGAGGGACGACCGACAGACAUACAGAUAGACAGACAGUGGAUAGAGAGACGACCGACAGACAUACAGAUAGACAGACAGUGGAUAGAGAGACGACCGACAGACAUACAGAUAGACAGACAGUGGAUAGAGAGCAGGCAGUCAGGCAGACAGUCUGACAGACAAGCCCAGGGACAACAUCUGGCUCAGAGGCCUCUGCCCCCUUACCCAUCAGACAGAACUCCAUCACCUAAAAUUGAGACUGACUCCCAGAAAAACAUGGAGGCAACCAUCGACAGACAGAAGCACUCUGACACACAGACGGAAAGACACCUGCGCUCAGACACUGCUGUAGGACAGGUGGAAGGGUGGAGGGGUGGAGGAGGGGUUCCCCCUGGACGGGUUUCUAUGAGUGCAUCUAAACCAGACCCGCCUCCCCAGAGCAGCAAACCCAACCAGUCCAAACUGAAACAGAGACAUCUACAGGAGAGCUCUGGUGCAGACGAGGAAGCAGACGGAGAUAGGGAUGGUGGAAGAAUGGAAAGGAAAGAGAGAGAUAGAGGCAGAGAUGCAGAGGGACAGCCACCUCCCAUUCCUGAAAAGCCGAAGACAUCCUAUAUGUCUUCUCCAAACGAGUAUGCCAAUGAAAGGCUGAUCCAUCCUCCUGCACCAUACGCAUUCAGCAAGCCAGUGCUGGGAUUGGCUGACCUGGCUUUCAGUCAAGGUGAGGAAGAAGUGAGACCUCAAGCCCCAGUGAAACCCCAGAGGAACAGAAAGGCUAUGUCUUGUGACACAGACAGCGUCAACUCAGCAUCUGGUAACAGCGAGCUGUUGUAAUGCCGAUGGAAUUCAGCUGCUUCAGACCAACCAGCCAGAGGGUUGUCAUGACAACUGGGCCGCAUUUGGUCCAAUGUGGAAGCGGAGAAAUAUGUGAGGGAGAAUCUAGACUCUAGAGAGAGAGGGGACACACAUAUAUAGAGAGAGAAAGAGAGAGAGGGGGAGGGGAAGAUAAAUGGCUUAGAGUGCAAAAUGAUACGGACAUCGCUAAGCAUAACUUACCUACUGCAGUAUUAUUGGAACACACACAUCCUAUUCCUAGUCCGUCUAUGUCUGUCCCUUGCCCUCACUGUCUGCUUUCCUGUCAUCUCAAUGGAAACCUGCUGAACUGUUUUGCAGCUAUUCGAAUGGUGUUUGCUACUUUUGAAAAUCUACUGAAUUGUUGUCUGCACAUAAAAAAUUGCUAAAACACUGUCAUGCUAUAAUGCUAAGGGGCCAAACAUUGGAGCAUUUUUAUUAUCAUCAUUGAGAGUUACACUUUAUUUUGUAUUAUUAUUGUUUAUGUAUACUAAGCUAUGUGGCUAAGCUCGACUAAAGAAAGGAAUGUGUCUAUUAGAAUGUUAUUUCUAAAUCUGCAAUGCAAUUUGACUGCUGUGAACGUUGAUUGCCAUGGUUGAAACUUGAAAAUGAGUUGUUGCUUAUAAUUAAAUUAAAUAUUUAUAUCUAGUUCUGCUUUCAUGGACUGAAAGGUAAUAUAUUUUAUAGAAAACAUUUACUUUAAAAAUGAUGUAUGAGUAUACCAUAUGAAUGAAUAAAAAUGCUGUA